AUGGCGGCUGGAGUUGGAAGUCAGUUGUUUUGUCCAUUUCGAGCUAUAGGUUUUGUGGCAAAUCAUGUUCCACUGACUGUACAGACACAAGGAACCGAAAAUCUUGUAACUACUGCCGUGGGAUCGGCCUUUCACGUGUAUAAUGUAGGCAUAAUCUUCUCACUAUUUAUUGACUCCGUGUAGCUGUUUCUUAAGUUUGUAAGUUUUAAGAACCAUUUUUGUUUUAUAGUGUGCCAAGCUAAACCUUCUUUUCGUCGGUAAGUUGAAAAUAUAAUCUUUUUUAUGUUAUAUUCCUUUUAAUUAAACCCUAACCAACAGGUAAAGAGGAAAUUAAUAAGUUCUGUUUGCGUUUUUCUAGACUUGAGAAAAGCGUUUGAUGUCAUCAGGCAUGAUAUACUGCUUGCCAAACUUGAUUCUUAGGGUAUUAAAAGGAACGCUCUUCAGUGGUUCAAUAGCUACCUAUUUAUAGGCAGAUCUCAAUUUGUUGUGUGUAGAAACUGCUCUUCUGUGCUUUGACGUCUCCCGUUUGGAGUCCCUCAAGGAUCGGUCCUGGGUCCUUGAUAUCCAUAUAAACAACAUAUCUAAAGCAUGUCACAAUUCUGGUGUUGCGCUAUUUGCAGACGAUACUGAGAUUCAUUUUAGUUCCAAAGACGUUGGCAAGGCCGAGUACAUAAUUAACAAGGAUCCCAAAAGCACUAACCAGUGGUUCUCUAACAAUAGUCUUAUUUGUAACACAAAAAAGAUGGUGACAAUGGUUAUUGCAUCACACAGGGCAGUCAAAACUGCCAGAGAUGUUCAUAUAUCUUUCGGUGAUUCUCUUCUAGAGCAGAAGAGAUCCUUUAAGUACCUCAGUGUGAUAGUAGAUGAAUCGUUCUCUUGGAACAGUCACAUAUCUUAUGUCGCCUCCAGAGUCUACCCCAAACUAAGUUGUUGAAUAGGAUUUCCUCCUUUCUAGAUCCAACUACCCUUUUGAAGAUUUAUAAAGCGACGAUUUUACCUAUUUUAGAUUACGGUUGUAUUUUAUGGGAUCUUGCUCCAAGAAGAGCUCUGAUUUUUUAGAACAAUUACAAAACACAGCUAUGAGGACUAUCUUAAGGGCAAACCACCUGACUUGUUCACAAACGAUGAGAGACAAACUAGGACUUUUAACACUAUCUAGUAGGCAAAGAUUGGAACGAGUUACCUAAUGAAUUACGGGUUGAUGGCCUAACAUUAGGAUCUUUUAAAAGAAAGACAUUUAAGUAUUUGCAAGAACAAGACAAAACACAGCAUUUAUAAAUGUAUAUUGUAGAUUAAUUCAUUUUAAUUUUGUUAACACCCUUUUUUAUUGUAAAUAUUAGUCUUUCCGCUUUUUUACUAUAAACCGUUGUUUUUUCUUUUUAAUCUUGAAAUAUUUUAUUACUGCACAUAAGUAUACACCAGUUUUAUUUUCAUACUCUGCAGAUCUAUUUUUUGCAGUAUCACUAAAGUAUUUGUUAUUAUUAUUAUUAUUAUUAUUAUUAUUAUUAUUAUUAUUAUUAUUAUUAUUAUUAUAAGUAUAUCAGCUCAGUGUAUGCACUGUGUAGUGCCAUUUUAAUAUUUAAGCUUAUAUAUUAUAAACUUAAGCCAGGAUGUAACUUUUUCUCUUUAAUUUAUAGGCUUACUACAAUCUGGGGAGAUAUCAUGUUUAUUAUCACACGGAGACUUGGUAAUCACAGCCUCUGGGAAAGAAAUGACUUCCUGGAGAAGGGGAAAACAGGUUUGCUGCUGCUUUACAACAAGUUCUAGAUGAUCUAGAGGUGCUUGUUGAUUAAAUUGUGUGCCUUGUCUUGCCCUGUGUAAGAGUUUUGUUCUGUAGAGCAAUGUUUGUAGUCUUUGUCUUUGGAGUCACUUUUUUUAAUUUUAAUGACAGUAAAUAUAAUAUUAUUUUUAUAUUUUUCCAAUGUAAAUGACCCUUUACAUUACAGUGUCUUUAUUUUCCUUUUCCUCUCUCUCUCUCUCUCUCUCUCUCUCUCUCUCUGAUGAACCUCAGUCUUUCUGAGGGCAGGCUCAAUAACAAACAAACAAAAAACAAACAAAAAUAGAUAGACCAAAAUAGCUGCUUAUAUAAUUUUCUGGGAUAAAAAGAUGUGGUUGGUAAGAUGUAUUGUUCCACUUCCUUUCAAUAAUGCACAAUAGUUUUUCUAAGGAGCUAUGAGCCUUUUUGCUAUAAAGGUUAUAAAAAAAGGUUAUAAAGGUUUGUUUAUAGUGCAAAGUGCACUUAGCUUAUUUGUCUAGCUUACAGGAAUGCCUCUCAAAUUAUUACAAACAAAUAAUCCAAAUUGAACGUAACAGGAUUAAAAACCCCAGCUAACAGGAGGCAACCAGUUUGUUCCAUAUAUAUAUUUUCUCCCCUUACUGACAGCAAUAAUUUUUUUUUUGCUUAUAUUAGGUUGCAGAAUUUAAGGGGCACAGAAGUACCAUUCACUUUAUUCUUUCAUUUGGCUCUCAUUUGAUUUCUGUUGAUGAAGAAAGUACAGUCAGGAUAUGGCUUGUAGAAACAACAGGUGAAAAAAAAUUACAGUUUUGUUUUUUUAAAAAAUAUCCUAGCAGAAGGGUGGCUGAAAUUUAUUUUCGAAUAGAAAAUAACUUGCCUACCAAGUUUAAGAAUUAUUGUCAAACUUGGUGGGCAAGUUUGCUGAUACUACUGAGUGAUGGAACCUUCCCAUCUCUAGUUUCUUGUCAACCAUGGCAUGAUAGAGUUAGUUAUUUUACUAAUACUAGUGUCUAAUCUCAUUGUAGAAUUAUAUCUGGAGAUGGAAUUUAAUGCAAAGAAUUUUUAUGUGACAUGUUUGACGCAUCCCAGUACAUAUCUGAAUAAGAUCUUACUGUGCAGUCGACAGGGUCAGAUGCAACUAUGGAACAUCAAAACAAAGUAUGGAUUGAUUUAUCCUCUCUAUUCUUCAGCUGCUAAUAUUCUUUAGUGCUUUAUUUUGUUGCUAAAAGAUAUUUGCUCUAGCACGCCAUGUACAGGAAUGUUGUAGAUCAGUAAAUUGAUAGCAAAUGGCAGGUUGCAGAUUUGUUUAUUGAUUAAUUUUACUACAUAAUUAACUACAUGUAUUGUUGUAGUUUGGUAACUUAUUGCAUAAGUAGCAUAUAUACAGGUACCAUUACAUGUAUUCUAGUUGAUGCUGAAAUUUUUCGGCCAGUUUACAUUUUCAGGUUAUAUUGUCAAAUACAUUGUGAAUGUACUGUGCAAAUUUUACCAAUGGUCUUUUUCUUAUAGCAAAUUGAUUUAUACAUUUUCUGGAUGGUCAGAACCCAUAUUAGCUGUAGAACAAGUGAGUUCUAACUAUUUUUAAUGCUCAACCAUGCCUUACCAGUUUGUUUACUACUAACAUAAAUCAGCAUUGCAUCAGCAUAGUGGUGACCUUUAAUAGAAUAAAUUCUUAUUGAAACACUAUAACAUUAUGAUCAUGUAGAUCAGAACAUUGGAUCUAACAUUUCUUGAUAAAAUACCCUUUUUAUGUUCAAUGUCACAGCUUCCUGAAUAGCCCUUAAUAUACAUUGUGCCUUGUUCCCUCUUCUUACUUCAUAACAUACCCUUUAUUCACAUUACUAUCCCUUACAGUGUAGAAGGGAAAUUUGCACAGAAAUUGACUGUUCGACAGGGGACAGCUACCUUGUUGUAAAGAAACUGGGUUCAGAAAGAAAUUUGGAAAUCUUAAGGCAAAGGCUAUGCUUCAAUAACCAUCACUGAUUCUGUUGAUUCCACUUUCAGUUAAGUACAAUGUUUAUUGACUAUUUUGUUGUUUUGCAGGCUCCUGCUGUUGAUGUAGUUGGUGUUGGGCUGCAGAGCGGCAAAAUGAUCCUUCACAACCUUAAGUUUGACGAACCUGUUAUGAGUUUCCAGCAGGAGUGGGGUCCAGUGACAGCUCUUGCAUUCAGAACAGGUACAAUGAAUACUUUUUAACAAUAUACAAAUUUUAAAGACGCGAAUAAUAAGGUAAAGUGGAGUAUGCAUGGCAUUGGUGGAGAUGUUUUUUAUUAAAUAAUAUUAUAAGUUAAGGUUAAAAACACUAACUUAGUUAACUAUUUUAAAUGUCCUAAAUUACACAAUAGGUCUCUGCUUCUUUUCUUAAUUCAAGUGUUGAAUUUUUGUUUAUAGAUGGUAACCCCAUCAUGGCUUCAGCCAGCACAGAAGGUCACAUUGCUUUUUGGGAUUUGGAAAAACGUCAGCUUGGUACUGUGUUGCGUGAUGCUCAUAAGGGCGUGGUUUGUGGAAUGAAAUUUCUUCCUUCUCAGCCUCUACUGGUUACCAAUGGUCCAGAUAACUCUUUAAAGGUGAGUUACAUGUAUUUUAAACAGAAGUAUUUGGUCAAGUAUUUUGGUAUCUGAUUUUAUAUAAAAAGUUCAGUAUAGUAGUGUACUGAAACAGUGUUCUUUGUUCCCGUUAGAUUUGGAUAUUUGACCAACCAGAUGGGAGUGGCCGUUUGUUAAGGUCACGCUCAUGCCAUAGUGCCCCUCCUACAAAAGUUCGUUUCUAUGGCAGCAAGGGAGUUGACAUAUUGAGUGCUGGUGAGAAUGAUUUCAUGGUAAUUUUUGACAUGACUCAUAUGCGAUUUUUUUGUGGUUUGCUAUAAGUAAUUUUUCAUUAGUCUGUGGAUUGAAUGCUUGGUUUAUAAAAAAGCCCAGCCUUUAAUAUAAGUGUUAGGUUGUAAGCAUCCUCCCCUCAGUAGCUGCAUCAUAAGACUCAACAUUUAGAACAUUUAGUCCAAAUAACUAAAUUAUUGUUUUGUUGAUUAAAGGAAGCAAAGUUCUUGACUUGGAAAAAUAUGUAGAAUAAACUCUUCCCAACAGCACACCAUAAUAUUUGCACUCUUUGGUUUUAAAUACACGUCUGUGUGUGUUUUAGGACUGGACAGGAGUUUGAGGUUUAUUUCCAAAGUGCGAGAUGCACGCAGUUGUGAAUUAUCUCAAGGUAACAUAUGCUUUUUGUCCUCUUCACAAUGUUUUUAUUAGUCACCCCUUUGAAACACUAUUUCUGUAUGGAAAACAUGGGGGUCUUGCAGAGCCCUGCAAACUGGCACAGUUCAGUGUUGAAUCUUUAAUCCUCCAUUUAGUGCUCAUUUGCUUCAAAUGUUUAAUAUUUUGUUAUACUAUCUGGACAUAGUAUAUUCAUUUGUAAGAACAGCUGUCCCAACUUUUGUGUCACUUAAUUGAAGCCAUCAAUGAACUACUUUUACAGUUUUUAUCUGUUUGAGCCCAAAGUUUGUAGUAUGGUACAUUUUUGUAUUACAAAGCAUUGUAUGUUUUUUAUUUUUCAAUUUUGAUGGUUUUUGGCAAGAAAAUGAUGUCACAUGAUUGGCGCAAAAUUGAAAUUUCAACUGACGAUGUAACAAAUAAGUAGUUUUCAAAGAGCACAAAGUGGUAAAAUCACCAGUGAAAUUUUUUUUUGAAAAGCUCAAUUGGUUAAGAAGUUAUUAAGCUAUGAUUUUUGAAUUUCCCCCCAUUUUGUUACUAUUUUUAGAAACACAAGCACAUUUCUAAAGCAAUUGCAUGAGCUUUUCAAAAAUUUUUUCCACAUUUGUUUCUAUAAUGUCAUGCUCUAUAAUAAAUAUCUAUCUGUUAGGUCACUAGUUGAAGUUUCAAUUUUGCUGUCAAUCAUGUGACAUCAUUUUCUUGCCAAAAACUGUUGAAAUUGAAAAACAAAAAAAACAUACGAUUGUUUGGAGUACAAAGUUCUACCAUUGUGUAAACUUUGGGCUCAAACAGAUAAAAACUGUAAAAGUAGUUCCUUGGCUUCAAUUAAGGGACCCAAAAGUCACGUCAGCUGACCCGGCGUGAUUUUAUUUACAAUGGUUUUGAUAUUGUUUAAAACAGGUUCUUUGGCAAAGAAAUCCAAGAGUCGUGGUGUCAAUUUAGAAGAGCUGAAGUUGCCACCAAUAAUAGAUUUUGCUUCUGGUAUGGAACAUUAUUUUAUGAAGUUGACCAAUGAAUUCAACAGUGUGCUAAAACUAUUACUUGGCUCUUUUCUGUAACCAUUUUAUAAGAAUAUUUAGGUGGCUUUAUUGUGUUACAAAAUAUCAAUCAUGUAUAUUUUAAACAACUCAUUUUUCGCUCCAUUUCAUGUAAGAAUUACAAAUACUAAAUGGAGAGAGAAAUUGAAUAACUAUAGUUCUGGGCUCAGUUGUUCAAACACUGGACAGCGCUAUUUCCUGGAUAUAUCACUAUCCAGCAGGUAAGUAUUAUAGGAAACAAUUAUUGCAUUAUCUGCUGGAUAGAAAUUUAUCCUGUGAAGAGUGCUAUCCAAUGUUUGAACAACUGGACCUGGUUGAUAAAUAUUUACCUUGGAAACUAUGGCAAUUACUUUAUGGCAGAGGAUGUGCGUCAGAGUGCAUGGGACAAUAUAGUGACUUGCCAUCAGGGUGCUAUGGAAGCCAGGACGUGGAGCUUCCAAAGGAAGAGCAUUGGUAAACAUCAUUUGAAAUCACAAGCUGAUGAUAAUCCUGGCCCUGUCCUGGUGUGUAGAUAGUNUCGUGGUGUCAAUUUAGAAGAGCUGAAGUUGCCACCAAUAAUAGAUUUUGCUUCUGGUAUGGAACAUUAUUUUAUGAAGUUGACCAAUGAAUUCAACAGUGUGCUAAAACUAUUACUUGGCUCUUUUCUGUAACCAUUUUAUAAGAAUAUUUAGGUGGCUUUAUUGUGUUACAAAAUAUCAAUCAUGUAUAUUUUAAACAACUCAUUUUUCGCUCCAUUUCAUGUAAGAAUUACAAAUACUAAAUGGAGAGAGAAAUUGAAUAACUAUAGUUCUGGGCUCAGUUGUUCAAACACUGGACAGCGCUAUCUCCUGGAUAUAUCACUAUCCAGCAGGUAAGUAUUAUAGGAAACAAUUAUUGCAUUAUCCGCUGGAUAGAAAUUUAUCCUGUGAAUAGUGCUAUCCAAUGUUUGAACAACUAGGACCUGGUUGAUAAAUAUUUAACUUGGUAACUAUGGCAAUUACUUUAUGGCAGAGGAUAUGCGUCAGAGUGCAUGGGACAAUAUAGUGACUUGCCAUCAGGGUGCUAUGGAAGCCAGGACGUGGAGCUUCCAAAGGAAGAGCAUUGGUAAACAUCAUUUGAAAUCACAAGCUGAUGAUAAUCCUGGCCCUGUCCUGGUGUGUAGAUAGUAUUGGUGUGUGUACAUGAAAUAUGUUAUUGUAUGUCUAAUGAAUGCCAGAUAUGAGUAUAAUAUACUCCUUGAUUGAACUGCUGUUAUUGAGAAGGCUAUGACAUAUUUUCCCAGAGUGUGGAAACUCUCAGGAUUAUCUACAUUACUUGUCUCCUCUGGUAUUGUGGACGAAAACAAUGCAUCUUUAAGAUUCACUUUAAGUUGAAGGUUUUUGUGCGAGACUGUUUUAAAAUUGAGAAGAUAACAUUUUUUCAGAUCCAAAAUUAGUACUAUUCUUAGUUACCUGUACAGCAGUGUCAUUUUGCAGAAGAAGGGGGUAGGUGAGGUGAUCUUUGUUUAGGAUUAAAUUGCUGGUGGUUUGUCAAAUUCUAAUCUCCUGCACUGGCAGACACCUCUGAAUUUCUUAAAUAAUGAAAGUAAACUGUAUUUUUCUGUGAUCCACAGGUGACAACUAUGAGUUCCUGUGGAAAUUUUGCCAUCACUGGUGAUGCUCAUGGACAUGUUGAUAUGUUUAACAUUCAAUCCGGAAUUCACAGAGGGCAUUUAGGGACACCAAAAGGUAAAUAAGUUAUAUGAUAAGCGGGAAGGCCUGUGAUUCCCCCGCCAAAUAAAAAAAAAAUCGCCUGUAUUCCAUGAGUACACUUAGCUUUGAUCUUUAAGGAGUGUCAGUUGUAACAACGAGGCCAUGUGAGAUAUAAAAGAUGUUUUGAGACUGUACUGUGAGAACUGAAGACCAUUUACAAGAUAGGAGAGUUUAUAUUCUGUGGAUCAUAUUUUAAGCUUAGGCUACAUACAUGUGAGCCAUCAUUGGAAGGAAAAAGAGUGCAUAAGAGUUAGCCAGGAGCAGGAAUUGGAGGAGAUUCUUUUCAUUUGCCUCUGCUCCUUCCCUUUUAGUUUUGUUGACAGGCUGUGUUUGUGGCCAAAAUAAGCAACUUAACGCUCCAUCAUACACAGUUGACACACACAAAUUCACCCUUACUGAAAACAUAGAUGAGUUAGUAUAAUGAGUGUGUAAGAUUUGUAGACUUUUACAGCUGCAUUGUGGCCCAUGGAUUAUCUGUAUUUGUUACAUGUAAUAUGCAUUUCAAUUUCAGCACACAGUGGUCGCAUAAGAGGUCUAGCUAUUGACAGUGUAAACCAGCAAGUUAUAACUGCUGGAGCCGAUUGUAAAGUGAAGGUACAAAUUGAAUUAUUUUUUUAUAUGAUUAUGCCCUUAAUGCCUCAUAAUGUAAUGCCCUGUGAAAUAUUUUUUCGGCUCUUGCAGUUUUGGAAUUUUAAAGCUCGUAAACUUCUCCACACCAUGACGUUUGAGGCUCCCAUUGCACAGAUUUUGUUACACAGAGAGAGGUAGGUAUUAUCAUUAGGAAUAGUGGGAUUCCUGUGCACAUUCAAAUAUUGGAGUUGACAUUUCCCACUUCAUUGAAUUAGUAAUAUUGAUAACCAGUCUUGCAGUAGAAUGGAGUAACUGAACAUGCAUCAUUUUGAUGUAAAGACAAUUGGUUUGUAGAACGUCUGACUUUUUUCUUUAUAGCUAUUACACUAUUCCCUUACAUUCUUUUUUCUUUCUUUAUAUAGCUCCUUACUGGCAGUUUCUUUAGAUGACUUUGAAAUCCAGGUGGUAGAUAUAGAUAUGAGAAGAGUUGUAAGGAUAUUCAGAGGGCAUACAAAUAGGAUUACAGACAUGGUGAGCAGCUCUGCUUUCAUUGCAUCACUUCAUCAGAUGUUUUUGGAUCUUUCCAUGCCAGUCAGCUGUCUUUUCUUGUUUUCCUUUUCAUUUUAUUUACUUUACUUUACUUUAUUGAAUUGGUUACAUGUUAUCAGUUAAUAUGUGCAUAACAAUAUAAAAUACGUCAGUUAGAUAACGAAAAACAAAGUAGAGUAUAAUAAAAUAAAAUGAAUGAAUAUUGCAACUGGAGCAGGGGACAGGACAAUGUCCCAGUUGAUAUCUUGCCCCAUUACGUUCAUGAUAUCUUAUGUUCAGGCCUUUAGCCCAGAUUCCCGGUGGUUGAUCACAUCAUCAAUGGAUUCAAGUGUGAGGACCUGGGAUCUUCCAGCUGCCAGGUAAUAAUUUCUGCUCUACUUUUGCUAUACUUUGAUAAAAGCGCUGUCAACGUCUUUCGUUUCAUCAUCAUUGUGUGUCUAGUCCAUCCCCACAUUGCCUCUUGCGGAAAUAUUGCAGCUUGGAUUGGACUUAUCCUGGACAAUGCGUCAGUUAUUGUGGAUGACAGAGUUACAGCCAGUAUUUAAAAAGGGCUGGGGAAGAUUUUAACUGUAUUUUUUUUGUUCUUUCUUUGGAAUCUUUAUUAUCCUUGUAAAACAUGUUCCAUUUGGCGCUCUUUUGAUAAUAAAGUCUGUCUGCCGGUCUGUAGGUCAUGUGUCAUAUAAGACGUCAAGCGAAAAACGUACAUUAUAAAGUAUUAUUGAUGUUGUUUGUUUUUGCAGACUGAUAGAUUGCUUUUUAGUAGAAUCUCCAGUAACCAGUUUAGCGAUGUCCCCUGUAGAGGAUUUCCUUGUAACUACCCAUGUUGAUGAUCUUGGCGUAUAUUUAUGGUGAGUAUAAGUAAAGUCCCAACUGUUUUGUUUGGAAUUCUUUAUCAUUGGUUCGUAGCCUCUGAACGACAGUUAACAAGGCCAUAUCCUUCUUUCGGUCAAUCACCUGCAGCCCCCCACACCUCCCCCACCCACCCACCUCUCCUAUUACCCUAACCAAACCGAAAGAGUAACUUAGCUGAACUAGAUUUACUUCGAAGUUUUUUUGAACUUUUGAAGUCGGAUCCAACCCAACCAGUCUAACCAAUUAGGCUGGAAAUUUCCUUUUAUUCGUGACAACCAUGAAAGUCAAGCGCUCUUGUGCUAAAUACUGACCAGCCUAAUGAGUGUGUUACCUAGAAUUCCGCUCACCAACAUCUUAUUACAAACAGGUCCAACAAAACCCUGUACGAUGAUAUAUCGUUAAUUCCUCUUCCCGCGGACUAUCAACCGACAGUAGAGCAACUUCCGGUAACAGGGACAGAGCGGGAUAUUGAUGGUAAGGUCACCAUGCACAGUCAACUUCACUUGUAGUUAAUGUUUGUGUGUUAACUGUGUUUGUAAUGGACUCCCGACAGGAGUUAAACCUUGUCGGGCGUUCCAUCACUGAGGUGUAGGAAAGUGGUGGACUCCAUACACUAGUUUUAUAGCUCAGUUAUAAGAACCGUGUGCUUUAUCCCGUAGAAUUUGAAGCCGGUGAAAACGAGACGACGGCAAGAACGGAAGUGGAGAAUAACGCCGUAGCUGUAACUAAAAAUAAAGCAGCUUUUAAGAGUCCUGAUCAGCUGUCGGAUGAACUUGUAACACUGUCUCUUUUACCGCAAUCAAGAUGGAGACAUCUGACAAGUUUAGAGCUAAUUAAGGUAAAGGUAUCCUAUCACAGCCUACCAGUUCAUCUUCUGUUGGAAAAUUGGAUAGGGCGAGUUAACUUACUUGUCAUACAUGUAGGACAGCCUUGACUCUCGUUGAAAAGUUUAAACAGAAGGUUUGCUGGCAGAGUUUGUAGUUUAGACCGGCCUCUUUAGACAUGAUUUGCAUUCUCGGUGCGGUAGAAUUAUGGUCGAUUGUGCCACGUGCAUGUCACAGCAGAAUACAGUUUUAUACUCGAAAAGUUUUUAUACUCUUGUAGUCUUGUAAUCUUGUACUAUGAUUACUUAGCUCUAACAUAAACAUACUGAGGUAUGUGAUCUUUUUUUCAAUCGGUAGAAAAGAAACAAGCCCAAGGAGCCACCCAAAGCCCCCAAAUCUGCGCCAUUUUUCCUGCCCACAACUCAAGAACUGGUGCCCAAGUUUCUUCCAACCGAAGACGAUCAAGCAGACAAUACGGUGAGUGUACUAAUUGGUAUCCCUGUACCCUGCUACCGUGUAUAACAAGCCACUUAAGGUAUUGUCUACCUUUGUAGCACACGCUCCUGUUACGAUGAGUGCACUGGUUAGUACCCAUAUAGUCGGCCCGUUACUGUAAAUACGGUAGCAAGGUAUAGCUGAAGUGUACCUUAGCAGUACUUACUCCUGUUACGAUGAGUGCGCUGGUUUACCCCUAUACCCAUUACUGUAAGUACGGUAGCUAGGUGUAGCUGAAGUGUACCUUAGCAGUACUUACUCCUGUUACGAUGAGUGCACUUGUUGGUACCCCUAUACCCAUUACUGUAAAUACGGUAGCUAGGUAUAGCUGAAGUGUACCUUAGCAGUACUUACUCCUGUUACGGUGUUUUUGUUCACAGGAGAGGAAGUCAAAGAUUCUAAACAUGCAACAACUCCAACCUGACUCGGAAUUUCAAAAAUGUGUGAAAGACUGUAACAGAAAAGAAAACUGUAAGUAAUUGGUGUAUUAAUUAAGGGAAUUUUGUAGCACUUAAAAGUUGACGCCUUGGUUUCUUUUAAGAGAAUUUAAUGAAGAAUAAAGAGCAAACCAUCUUGUAGGUAUUUAAGAGGGCCGCCCAAAUAGGUACAUAUCCUUUUGAGAUUGCGAACUGAUUGCGUGUGGACUGGGCAAGGGGUGCUCUUCCUGUAAAACUAAAGUGACUAUUCUUGCGCUCAUAACAUAUGUAUAUGUAUAUAUACAUAUGGAGCCGACACUAAUUAUGGACCUAUUGCACCUAUUUUAGGCAUUCCUCUGAUGAAAGGUUACAACACUAAGAUUUUACAGUAGCAACAAGCUGUCCCUUGUUUAAGUUACAAGAGUGACACAGCGUGCAAAUCAAGUACUGUCCGAUAGCCUGGGGCUAGAGGAUUUUGCUAUCGGGCUAGUGACUUUUGUUUAUUAGGAAAAACUGUUUAAAUGCAGAGGUCCACGCAACGCGUAAAUAUAACUGACUGGUUCCUCUUGCCGGAUCUCUAAUUAAAGAGAUACUGUAGCCAGACGUCACUUAAAGUGUAAAAUAAAACAAAACUCAGUGCAGGGCUGGCUCUAGGUAAAGGGCUGAUUUUGCUGUAGUGCCAGCCCUGGAUUGAGUUUUGUUUUGUUCUUAGCGUGCCCGAUGGGCGAGUGAAGUUUUUUGAGAAUUCAAAUUACAGAAGGACUGUGUAUUCAAACCUGCUCAUCAAAAAGCUUUUAGGGCUAGUUAAAGUGAUGUUUGGGCAAGUACAUGCUAGCUACAGCUAGCCCGAAUGGCAAGCACCCUGGUGAUAGAAGCCAGUGUAGUCCGUAUUAUCUUAUAUUUCGUUACUUUACAGAUGAAUCUUUGCUGGAGCUGCUCAAAUCAAUGGGUCCUUCGUCAAUUGAUGCUGAAAUUCGUUGUCUUGGUCCUUCUGCUGGAGGAGAUGUUAAGCUGCUUGAAAUUUUCAUGCUGUUUAUUGAGCAUCAACUUCGACUACGAACAGACUUUGAGUUCACCGAGGCCAUACUGGGGCUCUUUCUCAAGGUGACCUGUCACUUUCGUGAUUAUCUCUUGAUCAGUAUUGAAUUUCUCUAUACGAAGACGAGCUUUGCAGAUGUUUUGUGUAGUACAGAACCUUUUGUCGCUUGUUGUUUAGGAUCGUUAUCAAUCGCAGUUAGCACCUCAUUAACUCUAUUUAGUUAUAAAGACACAUUCCCGCCCACCUUAUCAGCACUUCAGCACAGUAUCUUUACAAAGUAACCCUUCAUUCCAUCACAUGGUUUCCUUGCAUUACGUAUACGUUUCAACCCUAUGAACUGAUUUUACUGUGGUCUGUUUUUUACUGCAGCUUCAUGGUCCCACAGUAGCGCAUUUUCCUGAACUGACCACCAUUGCGCGGCGUAUACAAACAGAACAUUCAGCAGCCUGGUCAAGCAUUCAAGAUUUACUUAACCAGUGUGUAUGCUUGGUGAGUUAUCUUAAGAGUGCUGUGAUAUAA
Porites evermanni is the source of this 12972-nucleotide messenger RNA. The record is from the annotation of a GenBank genome assembly. Lineage: Eukaryota; Metazoa; Cnidaria; Anthozoa; Scleractinia; Poritidae.